AUGGCCGACACGGCGUGGCGACUGGCGGCGCAAGAGGACGGAGAGCGAGUACGCAAGUUGCAGACGUCGAUCGCGUCGCUGACUGCAGAAAUCGACGCUGCAGCAGCACAGGUGGACGCGUUGCGCGGAACGCACGGCGGGAGACCGGCGGACAGCACGGCGUGCAUUGCGGCGAGCGAGGGGCUCAUGCGGCUGCUGCUGCGACUCGACGCGCUGACGGACCUCCCGCAGUGGCUGUCGGCGGAUCGCAAGGCGCAGGUGGACCGCAUUCAACACCUCCUGAGGCAGGUCGAUGCUACCUCAAAGUCCGUCGUCCCCACCCCCAACCCCGCUAUAAGCACCUUCAGCAACAGCACAUCCGUGGGGGAGCCGUUUCCUCUAGCGCCCAACAACCCGUUCGCUCCCGAGCCUUCCGCGCUUGCGCAGUCGUUCUCGUCCUUCUCCUUCUCCCACUCGCUCGCCGCUGAGAUAGACUUAGUGGAAGCUCUAGGCCUGAAGCCUAAGCCCUCUCCUGCUGCUGCCGCUCCUGCUCCUGCUGCUGCUGGUGCUGCUGGUGCGGCAUAUGGUGGUAUCGACUUGGCGCUAUCCCCCUCAAUCCACGAUGAACCCUCCGCGCUCUUCCCUUCCUCUCACCACACGACGCCGCUGCCUCCUCCUCCUGGUGCCAGGGCAGCAGCAGCAGCGGCAGCAGCUGCGACGGAAGCAGAGCGACAGGCAGAGGAGAGUGGGAGGAAGGGGUCAGAGGCAGGGAAGGAAGAGAGGGAGAAGCGGCAGCAGCAGAAGGAGCAGGAGGAGAAGCAAGAGCAGGAACUGGGCCCUCGCAAGCUCAGCACCUUCCCCAUGUCUGCUGUGUUCCGUAACCCUCCCCCUGUCGUGCCCACGCCUCCUGCCACUGCUGCUGCUGCUGCCGCUGCCGCUGCGGCUGCUGCUAAAGCUGUUGCUGCUGCUGCUGUUAUGAACUGA
Molecule: messenger RNA, 963 nt
Organism: Closterium sp. Naga37s-1
Lineage: Eukaryota; Viridiplantae; Streptophyta; Zygnematophyceae; Desmidiales; Closteriaceae
Source: the annotation of a GenBank genome assembly